CAAACGUAUUGCAUCAAAUAUGGAGUUUGGAAGCACUGAAGAUGGAAGGCAUGACAAGUUUCCUGUAGGAAUGAGGGUUCUUGCUGUGGAUGACAAUCCAACCUGCCUUCGGAAACUCGAAGAGUUGCUGCUUCGUUGCAAGUAUCAUGUGACAAAGACAAUGGAGUCGAGGAAAGCUCUGGAAAUGCUGAGAGAAAACAGCAACAUGUUUGAUCUGGUGAUAAGCGAUGUAGAGAUGCCAGACACGGAUGGUUUUAAGUUGCUUGAAAUUGGUCUUGAAAUGGACCUUCCUGUCAUCAUGUUGUCAGCUCAUAGCGACUAUGACAGCGUUAUGAAAGGUAUUAUACAUGGCGCUUGCGAUUAUCUGGUCAAGCCUGUUGGACUCAAGGAGCUUCAGAAUAUAUGGCAUCAUGUUGUGAAGAAGAACAUUAAAUCUUACGCAAAACUGCUCCCACCUUCUGAAUCUGAUUCCGUCCCAAGCGCCAGCAGGAAACGGAAAGACAAAGUCAAUGACAGUGGUGAUGAAGAUGACAGUGACAGAGAAGAGGAUGAUGGUGAGGGGAGUGAACAGGAUGGUGACGGGUCAGGUACGCGGAAGAAGCCACGUGUUGUUUGGUCUCAGGAGCUUCACCAGAAGUUUGUCAGUGCCGUUCAGCAAUUGGGCCUCGACAAGGCUGUUCCCAAAAAAAUACUUGAUCUCAUGAGUAUAGAAGGUCUCACUAGGGAAAACGUAGCCAGUCAUUUGCAGAAGUACAGACUGUACUUGAAAAAGAUAGACGAAGGUCAGCAGCAAAAUAUGACCCCAGAUGCAUUUGGAACAAGAGAUUCAUCUUACUUUCAGAUGGCUCAACUUGAUGGACUUAGAGAUUUUACUGCCGCAAGACAAAUUCCAAGCUCAGGACUCUUAUCGCGUUCCCAUCUCACCAAACUCCAACCCCCUAUGUAUUCAUCGAUAAAUCUCCAAGGAAUGAACUCCUCCAGCUUCAUCCAACAGGGGCAUCACCAGAACUCAAGCAAUUCAGCUAAUCCGUUUGGAACAUAUCACAGUACUCUGUCACCAAGAAUCCAGAACGUGAAUCUGUUUCAGCGAACUUCAUCUCCACUAGAACCCCUCCAGUUUCCUAGAAGCAAGUCAUACAUUGGAGAUUUUAAAGGCUUAGGGGACAGAGCUAUUGGCGGUAGCUUCCUAGAUACUUGUAUGCCAUUUGGUAGCUCUAGCACCUCUUUACCAAGUGCUUCCACCAAUCCUCUAAUGUUGCAAGCAAACUAUACACAACCCCUGCAUAUAGCCUCAGAUGGAAUUCAGCCUUGCAUCGAGGGAACUCCGUCCAACUCUGCCUCCCCAAACAUCAGUUUCCAAGGCUUAUCUAGAUUUCCUGGUCAUAGCUGGCAAGGGAAUUUGAACACAACCAGAUUCCCACCGAGUUCCUUACCACUAAAUCUUGCUUUCUUGCCGGAUCAAGUGACAUGUGCAGGGAACAAUCUGGGAGAUUGUACUUCUUUGGUUUCUGCAGAGAAUCCUGGUGGAGAGAUGCAGUGUGAUCCUCAAUUACUUGGCGGCUUCAUGCAGAACGUGAAUCCGUUAGGCGGACAGAAAUGGGAGCAACAGAACUGCACCAUGCUGAACAAUCCAUUCGGUAACAUUGAGUAUCCUCUACCCGCAGAUAACAUGGUUUUCAGAGACAACAAUUCAACCAGAAGCAAAGGCUUGGAUGAGUCACUGAUGAACCCAAUAGACAACAGUCAAGAGUAUGUUGGAAAAGCUACUACAAUGCUGGAUCCAGAGAUGAAGUCGGGAAAGCCAGAGAAUGACAACCAGCAUGAUGUAUUCGAUGACAUAAUGAAUGAGAUGAUGAAACAGGAGGAGAAUAACGGAAUGGUGCCAGUGGCUACUAGAUUUGGCUUUGAUUCAUUUCCUCCACCUUAGCUAGUCAUCUCUUUCUCUACCAGUUGCAUUAAGUUUCUCCACUUGAGACCAUUUUCAUGUGAUUUUUUUAAAUUUCUUCCCACAUUGUUUCCUCCGACUGUCAAUAGAUCAUAGUACACCAACCUGUUUCAUACUCUCUUUUAUGAAUUGGAAUUGAAAGCGAGCCUGUUACAAAAAUUU
This is a messenger RNA of Arabidopsis thaliana (thale cress), 2107 nucleotides long. It is a transcript of the gene RR18, whose product is annotated as response regulator 18. Gene Ontology annotation, molecular function: DNA-binding transcription factor activity; DNA binding. The record is from RefSeq and is marked reviewed. The transcript is spliced from 6 exons. Gene Ontology annotation, cellular component: nucleus. Gene Ontology annotation, biological process: phosphorelay signal transduction system; cytokinin-activated signaling pathway. Bases 20 to 1927 code for a protein of 635 amino acids. Lineage: Eukaryota; Viridiplantae; Streptophyta; Magnoliopsida; Brassicales; Brassicaceae.